UUGUAAGUGAGUCAACAAAUUUUGCUCAACGAUCAACAAACAGAAUAUUCCGUGCAUUCCAAUUCUUGGAAUUUUUAAAUAUUUCCGACCACAUUUUUUUAAUUGAGGAGCCAAUAAAAUGGAAAGUGAAGACGCAACUCUUCUUGUACCAAAAUGUCGACAUUGCCCUUCAUGUCGAGCGUAUAUGUGGGGUUCAAGUUGUGGGUGUGUCCAUGGUAAAGGUUAUACGGACGUGGAAUGGGAACAACAUGCAUAUGCAAUCUUGCCCUAUAUCGAGAAUCAAAAGAUUGCAACCCAGUCCAACAAGGUCAACAAGUCACUGUAAAAAUUCACUCGAUAGCAUCCUCCAUAUUUCGCAUGUAUCGAAAUUGUCCAUAUCUUGCGGCCCUGAGCUGCCUGAUCUUCAGCCAGGAACCGGCCUACUUUAUCCUCCUCCAGUUGGGAAUCUCGCCCCUGCACCCGCUCGUCGUCCUUCUUCGCGCCGCCGCCCUUGUCGCCACGGCAGCAGAAGUUGGCCGUCUCAUCGCCCUGCUAGCCGGACUAAUAUUGUUCUUCAUUAAUGCCACGUGGCGUCAGCUGCACAUGUGGGGGGCCAUUUGUGACAGAAAAAUUCACGUUGGAUUAUACUUUUAUCGACAACUAAUCGCUUUGUACAUACUUCGUCGUGGUCCUGCCACUUUCAUGACGACGGUUGCGAUCACAAUCGGAUUCGCAUUACAGGUGUCAUUCAACUACGCGAGUAUCGUUCUGGCGGGACUGGUACCACUUAACGCCUACGUGUCCAUUCCAUACGUCGCGUUCGCCUCUGGGGUGACGAUGGCGGUGAUUGUUUAUUUUCUCGCCGAGGUGAAUUCCAUCUGCAAAACGAGGCUGGAUCUAAUGAAGAGAAAGUGUGCCAUGAAAAAUAUUAAGAACAGAAGGAAAGAAUUAUUAAAGAAAAUUCGAGCCAUGCCGAUCCUCGCGUUUCACGUGUCUCUUUGUAACACGACCUCCCCCAUAACACGCCACUUCAAGAUGACAUAUCUCGACAAAGUGCUGGAUAGCACGGCGUCGUUAGUAAUGGGGUUUCCGAUUUAACUUAUGCAUUAUGCAGGAAGGAUGGUAUGUAUCUUGAGCGGAAAUUAUGGCAAAUGCGCAUGUAAUAAUUUUCGCAAUUUAAUAAAAAUUUCAAUUCUCAAAACUAA
This is a messenger RNA of Folsomia candida, 1184 nucleotides long. RefSeq lists its product as uncharacterized. Lineage: Eukaryota; Metazoa; Arthropoda; Collembola; Entomobryomorpha; Isotomidae. The record is from RefSeq and is a predicted model, not a curated record. The transcript is spliced from 3 exons. Bases 238 to 1077 code for a protein of 279 amino acids.